GGACCAUGGGACAUCUAUUCUUUAUACAUGUCUAUGGUAGAAACGGUGAAGGUCUGGUUUUGUUGGACAUCAUCGAUGAGGACUUGAUUCUUUAGUUCCUGUGAAGCUCCUCAGCCUUGCUGGUGUGUAAAUAUGGCCGAGCUGAGCUCCAACACGCAGGUGCUGACUCCUCAUGUGUACUGGGCUCAGCGGCACCGAGAGAUUUAUCUCCGGGUGGAGCUGAGCGAUGCAAAGAAUGUCAACAUCAGUCUUCAAGAAAACAACACGCUACACUUCAGAGCGCAGGGUCAUGGAGCUAAAGGGGACAAUGAGUACAAGUUCACUUUGGAGUUCCUGGAACCUGUUAGACCCGAGAUCUACCAUAAGUCCACUCAGCGUCAGGUGGACGUUAAGAUCAGAAAGCAGGAGGAGCGCUGGUGGGACCGGCUGACGCUGCAGGAGAAGAAGCCUCUGUUUCUGGCUCCCGACUUCGACCGCUGGCUGGACGAGUCUGACGCUGAGAUGGAGCUGCAGGCCAAGGAGGAAGAAAGGCUGAAUAAAAUCAGCAUCGAGUCGAGACUUCGCGAAGAUCCCUACGUCGGGCUGAAGAAGGGCUACUUGUUUAUGUACAACCUGGUCCAGUUCCUGGGAUUUUCCUGGAUCUUUGUCAACAUGACGGUUCGACUCUUUAUUCUUGGUGAAGACUCGUUCUACGACACGUUCCACACCACAGCUGACAUGAUGUAUUUCUGUCAGAUGAUGGCCGUGCUCGAGGUCAUUAAUCCCUUACUGGGUCUGGUUAAGACUGGGUUCCUCCCUGCACUGAUACAGGUGGCAGGUAGGAACGUUAUUUUGUUCGUAGUCUUCGGCAGCCUGGAGGAGAUGCAGAACAAACCCGUGGUGUUCUUCGUCUUCUACCUGUGGAGCAUCAUUGAGAUCUUCAGAUACCCGUUCUACAUGCUGGCCUGCAUCGGCACAGACUGGCCCAUGCUAACGUGGCUCAGAUAUAACCUGUGGAUCCCCCUGUACCCACUGGGGGUCAUCGCUGAGGCUGUGGCUGUGAUCCAGUCCCUCCCCAUCUUUGACCAGAGCCGUCUGUUCAGCAUCUGGCUUCCAGCUGUGCUGGGACACUCGUUGAGCUUCUCCUACACCCUGCAGCUCUACCUGGUUCUCAUGUUUCUGGGACUCUUCAUUAACAUCAGACACCUCUACAAGCUGAGACAGAGACGGUACCGCCAGAGGAAAAGGAAAGUCCACUGAGCCUCACUGCUCACCCUGAAGCAGGUGUGCUCUUUACCUCCUGUCGCCUGUUUGUUCUGGAGUCCCGUCCCCAUCAGGAACUGAGUCCUGUAAAUCUCCUCUGGACUCGCUCACUGUCCAGUGAAAACUGAAAACACUGGACUAAUGAACUAAUCUGCUUCUGCUUUGAGUCUCACUUUUCACUGUUUAUUAUCUUAAAUACUAAUUAUUUUUAGUCAGAUUUGAAGAGUUACUGGUUUUUAAUUUACAAGAAUGGUSCAUUAUAAUUCAACAAAUGGUUAUAUUUACACAAAAAAGCAAAACCCAUCGAGAACACUUGGAAUAGACGAGAUAGUUAUUUUAAUUUGUUGUAAAUCAGAUUCCUGAUGUUGGAAACACUCUGACCCUCAGUUUAAAGUCGGUUCUGGAUUCAGAUACAGAAAACUGUAGAUUCAGGACUGAAUGUCUGCAGAAAAAACAUUUUAAAACAGGAAGUUUACACUUUAUAAAAAGACUGAAUCCAUUUUUCUCAGUUUGUCAUUAAAUCAGGUCAGGUAGGAUUGACAAAAUUAUUUCCAUUUGUUAAAUAAAUAAAAGGAGAUAUGUGAA
This is a messenger RNA of Austrofundulus limnaeus, 1827 nucleotides long. Its product is annotated as very-long-chain (3R)-3-hydroxyacyl-CoA dehydratase. Gene Ontology annotation, cellular component: endoplasmic reticulum membrane. Gene Ontology annotation, biological process: very long-chain fatty acid biosynthetic process; sphingolipid biosynthetic process; fatty acid elongation. NCBI's taxonomy places the organism in Eukaryota, Metazoa, Chordata, Actinopteri, Cyprinodontiformes, Rivulidae. The transcript is spliced from 11 exons. Gene Ontology annotation, molecular function: 3-hydroxyacyl-CoA dehydratase activity. The record is from RefSeq and is a predicted model, not a curated record. Bases 133 to 1239 code for a protein of 368 amino acids.